Molecule: messenger RNA, 1901 nt
Organism: Monomorium pharaonis (pharaoh ant)
Lineage: Eukaryota; Metazoa; Arthropoda; Insecta; Hymenoptera; Formicidae
Product: pre-mRNA-splicing factor RBM22
Exons: 3
Coding region: 235-1470 (411 amino acids)
Cellular component (GO): Prp19 complex; U2-type catalytic step 2 spliceosome; U2-type catalytic step 1 spliceosome
Molecular function (GO): U6 snRNA binding; pre-mRNA binding; metal ion binding
Source: RefSeq, a predicted model, not a curated record
ACUUGCAACUUUUCUGUUAGAGCGGGUAUUUGCGCAUACGUUUUCUUGCGAAUGAAUUCAAGAAUAGGGGCCCUGAACGCACCCCUGUGUGACCUGUGACGCUGUGACUGCACUCAAAGUUGCGGGUUGCGGGGUCCUUCUUCGACUGAACGCUCAUCGACUAUUUUAAUGUGCGAAUGGUCGUGGUGUCUUAUUUUAAUAUCUUCUGUAUUGUUUUAAGAAAAUUAACACGCAAUGGCCACAUCAAAGACUACCAACACAUAUAACAGACAAAAUUGGGAGGAUGCGGAAUUCCCAAUAUUGUGUCAGACAUGCUUAGGAGACAAUCCAUACAUUCGUAUGACAAAGGAGAAAUAUGGAAAGGAAUGCAAGAUAUGCAUGCGGCCAUUUACAGUGUUCAGAUGGUGUCCGGGAGCGAGAAUGAGGUUCAAGAAGACCGAAGUCUGUCAGACUUGCAGUCGACUGAAAAAUGUGUGUCAAACAUGUCUACUGGAUUUGGAAUACGGCUUGCCCAUACAAGUCCGCGAUGCCGCUUUAAAGAUCAAGGAUGAUCUCCCGCGCUCAGAUGUAAAUAAGGAAUACUAUGUACAAAAUAUAGACAACGAAAUUGGCAAGAUCGAUCCGACAACACCGGCCGGCGCCGUUGGGAAAUCCGCCGCAGCCAGUGAUCUGUUGAUGAAACUGGCAAGAACAAGUCCUUAUUACAAGCGAAAUAGACCGCACAUUUGCUCAUUCUGGGUAAAAGGCGAAUGUAAAAGAGGCGAGGAGUGUCCCUAUCGACACGAGAAGCCGACAGAUCCUGAUGAUCCGCUGGCGGACCAGAAUAUAAAGGAUCGUUACUACGGAGUGAACGAUCCGGUGGCGGACAAGCUGAUGCGCCGGGCAGCAGCAAUGCCCAAGCUAGAUCCGCCUGAGGACAAAUCCAUUACGACGUUAUACAUCGGCAAUCUGGGUGACGUGCUGACGGAAAAGCAAUUACGCGACCACUUCUAUCAGUAUGGUGAGAUCCGCUCGGUGACAAUGGUGCCACGGCAGCAGUGUGCCUUUAUCCAGUAUACGCAGCGAAGUGCAGCUGAGGCAGCGGCAGAGAGGACGUUCAACAAACUAAUCCUGGGUGGCAGACGGCUCACGAUAAAAUGGGGCCGUUCGCAAGGCAGGCAAACUGUAUCCGUGGCGGAGACGACGAGGGAAAUUCUCGAACCUGUGCCAGGAUUGCCUGGUGCGCUGCCACCACCGCCGGAGAAUAUGGGCAACAAUUUCUUUAAUCUACAAACUACAUCUGGUAUAAUGCCGCCGAUGAUGAUUCCGCCGCCGCCGGUCACUCCUCAAUUUAUGUUCCCGCCGCAAAUGGCCUCUGCCACUGCAGCGCCGAUCUUUCCUCCGGGAACGACUCCCAUUCACUAUCCGAGCCAGGAUCCGUCCAGAAUGGGUGCCUCACAGGGUAUUGGCAAGCCCUGGCCGGAAGAGUAAUUUAAUGAUGCAAUGUAACCUUUUUUAUAUAACUAACGAUAAUGUUACAUGCGGCGAAAAUAUAUGUUCUUUUUUCAACUUAUAUUAUUUAAUAAUACAUUAAAUUAGACAAUUUGUAUGAAGAUGUAUAGAAAAUCCAUGCAAUACAAACGUUAAAUUAACAUUUUAGAAAUAUUAAAUUACAAUAUUGCAGAUAUUGAAUCAAUGCUUCAAAAGUUCCAAUGUUAAGAAAAUAAUAUAAAACUGAUUAAUGUCCAUUAUCUAGAAGACAUGUGAGGUUCUGUGUUAAAGAAAACUAAACUCAAACUGUAUUUUUGAAAUAGCUAGGUAGGUUUUUGGACCAUGAUUCAGUUUGACUUUUUGGCAGUCGAUUUGUGUCAAUCAGACACAAUUCGAGACAACCAGAACAUAAAGUCGGUGAGAAGUAAUAC